CAGUGCAACAGCUGAUUUGCUAUCAGUUUUUUUUGUGACCAAAAGUUUUUGUCUGCGUAAUGUAAAUUAUAAUGCGGAAUUAGAAGGCCUGUGCCCAGAAAACGGAAGACCGGCACUUGGAACCUGGAACCCGGAACCCACAAUGAGCGAUGCGGCCUACUCGGGAUUCUACGGCAGUAACCAGUUGCACUUGGUCCCGCUGUCGCAUCCGCAUUCGCAUCUCCCGCUGCAACAUGCACAUCCCCACCAGGAUCUGUCGUUAUCCACGCCGGUUCACGCCUUGGAGCACGACUCCAACUUCGGCUUCUUUGACGACGAGCUGGUCAUCGGCAAUGGAAAUGGAACCUCUUCGGCAUCGGUAACUGCACCCACAUCUGGAACUUCUGUUUGGCUGCCCGAUGGCGGGAUCAGAUCCCCAGAAGCGGUGGGGGAAUCCCAGCCCAAUACGAGCAUUCCCUUUGUCCAGAUCCACACAACGGAUCUGCAGCAGCAGCCGGAGAAGAGCUACCGCAAUGCCUUUCGUCGGCGCACGGCGGAAAUCAAAUCGGAGGCGGAGCUGAUUAAAUCGGAACUGGCAGAGGCGGCGGCAAAGGAGCGUCUGAAUGCCACGCCCACGCCGCCCACACGGAACUCCAGCUGCGCCAGUGUGGAGGGCAAGGCGAUGGUCCAAGAUGGCCCACCUCUGAUCCUGCGCUGCCCCAACUGCCCGUUCUUAAGCCUCUGCCAGGUGCGCCUCCAACAGCAUCUGCACCUGGCCAAUUGCUACGGUAGCAUGGAGCAGCAGAGGCGACAGUGUCCAGGCUGUUCGAACAUCUUCUACAACAGCGAUGCGCUCAGCUGGCACCUCAGUCUGGAUCACCAAAUGGAGGACAAUGAGGUGCUGUCCCUGCUCAGCGGAAAGUCCGACGAAGCUCAUGCCAAAAAGAUGAAUCAGGUGCCAAACCAGAACCGACCCAAGAGUCGCAUCUUCAUCAAAAGCGUGGACUGUCUACGGGAGCCUCUGCCGGAUUUCUCGCCUCUUAUGCCAGACAGCGGGUCCACUGGUAACAUCCUGGACCUGCUGGAAGGAGUAGCGGUGGGUGCAUCUCCUAGCGAGCAGACUAUGCCGACAGCACUUGCAGCUAAUGCCCCCGCUCCACCACCGAAGCCCAGCCAAAAGAUAUCCAUCAAGAGCGUGGACGUGCUCAGAGAGCCCGCCCUGCUGUCCUUCGACUUUCAGCUGCAGAAUCAUCAGCUGAUCGCGGACAACGGCCUAAUGGAUGUUGCUGUCGUAGGUCUGGAGCCCGAAAAGCCUCGUCAGCCAAAGAUAUAUAUCCGCAACGUAGACAUCCUUAAGGAACCGAUGGUGCUGCCCUCCGCUCUGCCCGGGAUGGGCUUCAAUGGGAGCCUUCCGGUGGCAGUGGAUCCUGGGCAAGUGGGAUUACCUCUAGGAGUAGACGGGGACGUCUUCCAGGCGGAUGCUCUGCUAACGCCGUCGUGUCCGCUGCCAGGAUUUGAGCCCAGCCUAGCUCCUCUGGCUCAGAUGUGUUCCGAGGCCUUUCCAUUUGAUUCUGUGCUGAACGGCAAUGGAGCACCUGUCUCCAGUCUGGAGAACACACGGUUCAGUGCCUUGGACCUCGAUUUCGGCGUCGACUUUGUUUCGGACGAGGCCACUCCACCUCCCCCGCUGCCGCCUCCUCUCAAUGACCCACUCACAACAAUGGAACCGCAACCUGUGCAGCUGGAGCACUACUUGCCUCCCACUGCUCCCAUCACCACGAAGCAGAAGAUCUUCAUCAAAAACGUAGACAUUCUGAAGGCACCGCAGAGGGGUACCCUGCACUUGCGCACGGUGGACGAAUUAAACCUGAUGAAUCGCACCGAAGUCGAGCACUUGAUCGUGCCAAACCUGGAACCGAUGGCUAUGACCAUGAUGGAGCUUCCGCCCGUGGAGCAGCCACCGCUGGAGCUGGAUGGCCAGCUAGACACGCAACCGCAAACGCUGAACGAGUUCCAGCCGUCGAUCAGCGGAAGUUGGCCAAGCGAGGGUGGCUACGACCUAGCUGAGGAUCUGGAGUGCUGGCCCUGGAUAGAGGAGGCUGUACCAGAAGCUGGACUUGGUCUGCCCACUCCCAGUGGAGAGGGUGGGGCUCCGCCACUCGAGGGUUUGGCUCACGCUGCAGACGAUCUGAUGGUCAAGGACUUUUCGCAGUUGUAUGACUCGCCGCCGGAGGAGAUACAGGAUGUAGGGUCGGGCGAAGGAUCGGGAUCGGGAGGAGGGGCCGUGCCACCUCUGGUGCCCGUUACUUCGUCUGGCAUAACAGCAGCUGUGGUUCAAAGUGCCCCCUUGUGCAGUUUGCCUGUCCCACCGCUAGUUCCUUUGGCCGCCGAGGCGACUGCUGCAGUCGAAAAGCCCGCUCGCAUCUAUGUGGCCAAUAAUCUCCUGCCCCCCGCAGUGGACCCACCGCUGCUUGGAGGCGGCACCUCCGUCCGGGGGCGUCCCUAUGGAGCAAAGCACUCUGGAGGAACAGCCGCCAAAAGGAAGCCUCCUCAGGGUCCCAACCAAGUGCCAGAGGGCGGCAAGUGCCUGGUGGAGGGCUGUAUGUUCCGCUUCAAGUCGCCUGCCACCUUGGAGUAUCACGGGAGGUGCCACAAUGGAGCACUCACCUCCAACCAGCCCAUGGUUUGCCCGGAGUGCAAGUCCAGCAACUUCAGCAACUGGAACUGCCUGCACACGCACCUGUGGCGCACCCACCAGAUCGACAUGGAGCUCUACUCCUGCCAGCUGUGCAGCUUCAAGACGCCCAUCUACUCGCGACUGGUGAACACGCACGCGAAGAUCCACUCGGAGGAGCGGAACUACAAGUGCGAGCAGUGCGGCAAGGGAUUCAAGAACACUAAGCAGCUGAAGAACCACCGUCGACUGCAUCGCACGCAGGGAUUGGGCAUGGGCAGACCGCCCAACGAACCGAACUGCCCCGGAGCAGAAACCAGUCCCAUUGCGAUGCAUCGCUGCGAGGAUUGUGGGGCCGCCUUCAAGCAGAAGAAAACUCUGAGGGAGCACCUGUGCAAGGAACGGAACGAGCAGCUGGAGUGUCCCGAGUGCCAGCGCGUUUUCGGCUCCAAGAGCAGUCUGCGACUCCACCUGCGAAGCCACCAGGAGCAGAAGCGCUUCCGCUGCGACGCUUGCGAUCACGAGGCCAGCGACCACAACGCCUUCCGGCGCCAUCUGGCCACCCACAAGGAGCGGAAGCGCUACUCCUGUCCCCACUGCGACUUCCGGGCCAUCCAGAGCACCGCCUUUCGGAUACACCUCCAGAAGCGCCAUCCUGAACAGGAGCUGUCCUCGAUCAUCUACAAGUGCGACCAGUGCAGCUUCACCAGCAUCAAUCAAGGCCUGCUGCAGGUUCACCAGGCCAAGCACGAAGCCACAAAUGCCGCUCAAGCUCCAGCUCCAUCUCCAGUUGCUGUCCCAGUUGCAAGCCAAUCACAGAUCAAGGUGGAGACCAGUGUGGUUCUCGCCCAUUCCAGUACAAACGUGGCCAAGGAGGUGGCCAUGGGCCAGGCAAAUGCCCUGCAAGCUUCCUAGGGACGAGGUUCUCAUCCCAUCUGUACAUAUUUUAGGGAACAGGUUGUGCGAGAACUCUCACAAAGUAACGCGUAGUUUGUAUCGUUUUAUACCAAAAUAUGACCAAUGUUAUUAGUGUUUAGAAUGAUUACUUCAAAUGUGUGCCAAUAUCUUCUUCUCGAUGUUUACAUACUCUAAAGAAGUGUUUGGAUUGAAUCCAAUUCGCAAAAUGUCUGUUAGUUUCCACAAUUUCUAACUUCGCGAUGCUCCGAAGAUAUUUUCUUUGACCAUUUUGUGUUGUUCUCUUUCUGUAAAUAUUUACCGUAGAAUUUUAAGAUUCUGUUUUUGUACAUACGUAUGUAUAUAAAGGUUAAUUGGGAAAGGUUUUAUUAUUUUGAACUCCAGUUUCAUUCCCUGUAUAUAGCAAGCUCAAAAAAGUGCGACAAUGGCAAGAAAAAAUACAUUUAAAAAUCUGAAAA
This is a messenger RNA of Drosophila rhopaloa, 4026 nucleotides long. RefSeq lists its product as uncharacterized. Gene Ontology annotation, biological process: regulation of DNA-templated transcription. The transcript is spliced from 4 exons. Gene Ontology annotation, molecular function: RNA polymerase II cis-regulatory region sequence-specific DNA binding; DNA-binding transcription factor activity, RNA polymerase II-specific. The coding region runs from base 143 to 3568 and encodes 1141 amino acids. The record is from RefSeq and is a predicted model, not a curated record. Lineage: Eukaryota; Metazoa; Arthropoda; Insecta; Diptera; Drosophilidae.